AUUGGCUUCCGUCUUGCUUUGCCAUGUGAAUGUGUAGGCCAGUCGCAGGACUGGAUGCUGACAUAUCGUCGACGACAAUUUGAACAAACGGGUUGAACUUCGUCACACUUGGAAGAGGUCAGUUACCCAGCCUAGAAAAGGGGAGAUGAAUGAGGCAUCGGUCGUACGGUACCUUCACCUUUCGGAACCGACACUCUCGGCACCCAGACCGAGACUUUGUAAGCAUUGGUCUAUAUCCACUGCGGUAUAUAACCCUGAAGAUGCGAAGAUGCGAAGAUGCGAAGAUGCGAAGAUGCGAAGAUGCGAAGAUGCGAAGAUGCGAAGAUGCGAAGAUGCGAAGAUGCGAAGAUGCGAAGAUGCGAAGAUGCGAAGAUGCGAAGAUGCGAAGGUGCGAAGAUGCGAAGAUGCGAAGGUGCGAAGAUGCGAAGGAUUAAAAUAGCUGAAGUAUUGGCACUAAGGAUGAUGAGGGUGACGAUGGAAGAGGCGGUGUAAGUAGGCAUUUAGUGACACUUAAGUAACCGAGGAGGCUUGUUAGUGCUGAC
Fusarium redolens is the source of this 542-nucleotide messenger RNA. RefSeq lists its product as uncharacterized. The transcript has a single exon. NCBI's taxonomy places the organism in Eukaryota, Fungi, Ascomycota, Sordariomycetes, Hypocreales, Nectriaceae. Bases 146 to 439 code for a protein of 97 amino acids. The record is from RefSeq and is a predicted model, not a curated record.